Molecule: messenger RNA, 1878 nt
Organism: Exophiala spinifera
Lineage: Eukaryota; Fungi; Ascomycota; Eurotiomycetes; Chaetothyriales; Herpotrichiellaceae
Exons: 1
Coding region: 1-1878 (625 amino acids)
Biological process (GO): calcium ion import across plasma membrane
Molecular function (GO): calcium channel activity
Source: RefSeq, a predicted model, not a curated record
AUGCCAUUGCUCCCAAAACUUAGCCCGCUUCAAUCGAGAUUCGCGGCCUCUCUUGCAGCGUCAGCCAUCCUCCUCCUAAUCCUCUAUCUCACCCUCUCAAAACCGCAAUUCGCAUACGCCCUUGAGCUCGACUCUAGAAUACACUCCGAAGAUCAUAACCACUAUGUGAUAUCUGAAGAUGGGGAGGAGUGGGAUGAGGACAUCGCGAUUCGCAUAUCUGGCCGUGCGGAAGCAGGAGUAUCCGCCCUUGCAAACAAUGCGCCUCAGAACAUCAACAUCAACACCGGUCAAACUCAGAACUGGGUCUUUCCCAGUGAUGCUGUCAAUGGCCCUCACGGUGCGAUGGGGACAGGUCUCCCUGGCGACGGUAUAGAAAAGAGGGACCUAACAGUUGAUGUGCCCGAACUCAAGAAACGGCAAACUGGAACCCGGAUAUACGUCUCCCUGAAUACCUGUCUGCAGCCUUCGUCAAAUGCUACCAACAAUACCUCUGACAAUAUCGUGCCUCCCCAACUUACCAUGUACAUAUCUUUAUCUGAGUCGAAUCAGAAGCCGGGUCAGGAUAGUAACGAUCCUAACCAGCAGACCAUCGACGUGGACGAAGGCUAUGCUCUGUUCGAGGGUGAGGCUGACAGCGAUGUCUAUAUAGGAGUAUCUGCGCCAAACACUACCGACUUCGAAGGUAUCUGGAAUUACGAGGUGGCUGCAUCUAAUGAUGCACCAUUCCACAGUUACAGAGACACCAGCAAUCUAUACUUUGUCGACGGGGACAAUCAUGCAGCGCUUCUGAUCACAAACGACACUACCGAAGCCGACUCUAAUUCGACCAUAUAUCAAGAUUGGAUGAAAAUCAAUCCACCCUGGGGUGUCUUUGCCGCGAACCAAAACGAGAAAACUAUCCUCGGAGUGAGUAAAUCGUUCUGUGGUCUCAAGAAUAAUGCGCGAAUCGCUGCAAAUAUUGAAGGCUUUUCUCAUCAGAAUGUUGCCAAAAUGACCAACAGAGGCCUGGGAGGAAAGCCAAAAGAGCAAUUCUAUGUGACUGGGCUCAAUGCAACCUCAGAAUACUGGGGCAUGCUGGCGAUGGUCGGCAAUUCAACAGCAUCGGGUAACGGUGUGGUUGGUGGCGGCGGCACCGUCUGGAAAGCUAUUGACUUUCAGACGAAGACGGAAGACAACUGUGCCCUGAUGUACAACCUUUCGUUCUGUUCUGAGGUCGCUUACGCCGUCCCCUCGAACCCUGACAAGUACCCUCCUUCCACCGGUCUACCGGAACUGGCGGCUCUCUACGACUCUUACGCUGCCCAAAUGUACCAAUACUUUAAUUACUCUCUCCAGCAAAUCCCAUGCAACACCACCUCAAGCGCACAAUACUCUCUGGCGCGCAACUGCGACGACUGCGCACGGGCGUACAAGCAAUGGCUCUGCGCCGUCACCAUUCCCCGAUGUGUCGACUAUUCGAACAACGACGCAUGGUUGAUGCCCCGCAAUCUAGGCCAGCCGUUCGUCAACGGAUCAAGCAUUUCCCCUGCUCAGCUGAACGGCAACCAGCAGCUGUUGACGUCGGUAGCCACCAACUCGUCAAGAAACGCGAUCAUCGAUCAAGUCAUCCAACCCGGGCCGUACAAAGAAGUCUUGCCCUGCCAGGAUCUGUGCUAUGAUCUGGUGCAGAGUUGUCCGGCGAGCUUAGGCUUCGCUUGUCCCUCCGCAGGCGAGGGUCUGGAGCUCAGUUAUGGGACCAGAAGCAACGACUCGGGCAUUAUCACAUGCAGUUACCUAGGCGCUGCCUAUUAUUUGAGCGAUGCACGAUCCAUCUCCCCGUCGGGCGUCACCACCGUGGUGUUGCUGACACUGUCACUUUUAGCGAUUCAUGCGUUUUAG